AUUUAGACAUUUAACUAAACUGAAGGUGUCUUUGCAAAUUAGCAAUCGUACACAACAAAUCAGCAACCGAUGAAAGCAGAAGAGGCCUUCAAACUCUGAGAGCCACCCAAAAAUGUCACUUCCACCACCGGAUCCAACAGCAGAAGCACCAAAAGAUGAACAAGUGGAGGUGGAUCAUGAAAGGCAAGUAGCACAAGAAGAAGAAGAAGAAGAAAAACAUGGUCAAGGCACGUGGAAGCACGCCGCUUUCCACGUGGCCACCACGAUUGCCACCCCUGCCGCCUAUGCACCCCUGCCUUUCGCUUUGGCCUCUCUCGGCUGGCCUCUUGGCGUGAGCAGUUUGGUGGGAGCAACACUAGCCACGUGGUAUUCAAGCUUUCUCGUUGCUUCUCUGUGGAAAUGGGAUGGGAAGAAACACGUCACCUAUCGCCACCUGGCAAAAAGCAUUUUUGGGUUCUGGGGUUAUUGGUCAAUUGCAUUUUUUCAGCAGUUGGCCUCUAUAGGCAAUAAUAUAGCCAUUCAGAUUGCAGCUGGAAGCAGCCUUAAGGCUGUGUACAAAUAUUAUCACAGUGAAGGUAGCUUAACCCUGCAGCACUUCAUCAUUUUCUUUGGGGCAUUUGAACUCUUGCUUUCUCAGCUGCCAGAUAUCCACUCACUGAGAUGGGUAAAUGCCUUGUGCACUUUCAGCACCAUUGGCUUUGCUGGCACAACAAUUGGUGUCACAAUUUACAACGGGAAAAAGAUUGACAGAAAAUCAGUCAGUUAUAGUUUGGAUGGAAGCUCAUCUUCUAAGGCCUUCAGAGCCUUUAACGCUCUUGGCGCAAUUGCCUUUUCCUUUGGAGAUGCAAUGCUUCCGGAGAUCCAGAAUACAGUGAGAGAACCUGCAAAGAAGAACAUGUAUAAAGGUGUAUCAGCAGCAUAUGGUGUCAUUGUGUUGAGUUACUGGCAGUUGGCCUUCACUGGGUACUGGGCUUUUGGCUCACAUGUGCAACCUUACAUCUUGUCUUCUCUAACUGUUCCCCAAUGGACCAUUGUCAUGGCCAAUCUUUUUGCUGUCAUACAAAUUUCAGGAUGUUUUCAGAUAUAUUGCAGGCCAACAUACGCCUACUUUGAGGAGCGACUCCUGUCACACAAAACCACCAGCACCAGUCAUUUCUGGCUCCGAAAAACCCUAAUUCGGCUUGUUUUCACCUCGAUUUAUAUGGUUCUGAUCACUCUUGUUGCAGCAGCUGUGCCUUUCUUUGGGGACUUUGUGUCAAUCUGUGGAGCAAUUGGGUUCACACCAUUGGACUUUGUGUUCCCUGCAUUGGCAUAUUUAAAAGCUAGAAGAAGAAGGCAGACCCAAAACACCAAAAUGUACCUUUCUUUGCUGCUUCUCAACUUUGCAUUGGUUACUUGGUUCUCUGUUGUGGCAGUUUUGGGCUGCGUUGGUGCUGUCAAGUUUAUUGUGGAAGAUGUCAAGACUUACCAAUUCUUUCAUGAUAUGUAAUACUAUUUCAUGACAUCAAUAAGUGCACAAACACAACUCUAAAGUUACGUAUUCUUACA
Pyrus x bretschneideri (Chinese white pear) is the source of this 1548-nucleotide messenger RNA. RefSeq names its product GABA transporter 1. The record is from RefSeq and is a predicted model, not a curated record. The coding region runs from base 113 to 1489 and encodes 458 amino acids. Gene Ontology annotation, cellular component: plasma membrane. The transcript is spliced from 7 exons. Lineage: Eukaryota; Viridiplantae; Streptophyta; Magnoliopsida; Rosales; Rosaceae.